AUGAGAGUGUUCAGGCCGGUGCUCAGUCCUGAUCUCCCUCCCCUCGCAUCCUCCAUUCCUCCUCGCAUCCUCCCCUCCUCCCCUUCUCCUCGCAUCCUCCCCUUCUCCUCGCAUCCUCCCCUUCUUCUCGCAUCCUCCCCUCCUCCCCUUCUCCUCGCAUUCCUUUCCCUCGCAUCCAUCCGUCAGGGCGCCGGGAGCGGCGGAGAUGCGGCGAGAGCUCUUCAAGAAGGGAUGAAUGCCAUUGUACCACCAAGCCGAGCCUCACCGAACACUCCGUUUUUCCUUGUCACCUCUUAUCACCGCUUGUCACCUCGUACCACCUCCCAUCACCGCGCUGCACCGUGCAGCGAGAUGGUGAUGUGCAGUGCGGCGUCUGACCUGGUGGUGAAGAAGAUGUGCUACCUCUACGUUGCCACCUACGCCGCCACCAAGCCCGAACUCGCCCUCCUCACCAUCAACUUCCUGCAGCGCGACUGCCAGGACGACGACCCCAUGAUUCGGGGCCUGGCCUUGCGCAACCUGUGCGCCCUGCGGGUGCGUGGGCUGGUGGAGUAUCUUGUGGGCCCGCUGGAGCGAGGGUUGGGGGACGUGAGUGCGUAUGUGCGGGCUGUCGCGGUGAUGGGCGUGCUGAAGCUGUACCACCUGGCGCCGGGGGUGUGCCGCGAGCAUGGAUACAUCGGCAUGCUCAAGAGGAAACUCUCUGACGACCCAGAUGCGCAGGUGGUGGCCAACUGUGUGAGCGCGCUACAGGAGAUACUGGCAGGGGAGUCGCUGGCGGAGGAUGGAGAUCCCGAGGCCGUCAGGGACCGCGACAUGCUGCACGGCCGCGCCCUCGUCUUCUCCCUCCUCAACCGGUUCGUCUGUGUUUUGAAGCGUCAAGAGGGAAUGAGUGAGUGGGUGCAGUGCACGGUACUAGACCUGGCAUCAGCCUUGUGUGAACAUUCCUUGCUGCUACCGCUCCCUUCACAACCGUCUCCGCCCCCUAACGAUCCUCUCCACCCCACUCUCUCCUCCUCACCUCCCCGGGUGGCAAGCAGCAUGAAGGAGAUGAGUGAGUGGGCGCAGUGCACAGUGCUAGACCUGGCAUCGCGCUACACGCCCUCCCACCCAGACGAGGCCUUUGACCUCAUGAACCUGCUGGAGGACCGCCUGCAGGCUGCACGUAGCUGCAUCCCUGCCACUCCCCUCUCCACCCCUUUACAACCAUGUUCAACCCCCACUCAAUUUUAUCCACCACACAACAACCCUCUCCAACCCCCACUCAACCUCUCCCCCCCCAACAAUCCUCUUGACCCCUCUAUCUCCCCCUUGUCACGGCAGCAUGAAGGAGAUGAAAUGAAGGAGAUGAGUGAGUGGGCACAGUGCACAGUACUCGAUCUGGCAUCGCGCUACACCCCAGCCCACCCAGACGAGGCCUUUGACCUCAUGAACCUGCUGGAGGACCGCCUGCAACACGCCAACAGCGCCGUGGUGCUUGGCACUGCCAAGCUCUUCCUGCACCUCACGCUCUCCAUGCCAGACGUGCACCACCAGGUGGGCACGUGGGCUGGUGGGGUGGGGGGCCUGGUGGUGGGUGGGUGGCUGAGUGGGUGGGUGGUGGUGUGGGUGCGUGGGAGGGUGUGGCUUGUUCUCCUCCGGACGUGGCUGUGUUUGUGCUGGAUGUGCGAGGCGUUUGACCUCAUGAACCUGCUGGAGGACCGCCUGCAGCAUGCCAACAGCGCCGUGGUGCUUGUCACUGCCAAGCUCUUCCUCCACCUCACGCUCUCCAUGCCAGACGUGCACCACCAGGUAUACGAGCGCAUCAAGACCCCGCUGCUCACGCUAGUGGGCACGUGCAGCACAGAGCAAGCAUACGCGGUAUACGAGCGCAUCAAGACCCCGCUGCUCACGCUAGUGGGCACAUGCAGCACAGAGCAGUCAUACGCGGUCCUCUGCCACCUCUCCCUGCUCGUCUCGCGCUGCCCAUCUGUGUUCGCGGGGGACUACAAGCAUCUGUACUGCAAGGUCCGCGACCCGCCCUAUGUGAAGCGCCUCAAGCUGCACAUGCUCACAGCUAUCGCGAAUGACAGCAACACCUAUGAUAUUGUGACGGAGCUGACAGAGAAUGCAGCAGAUGUGGAUGUGUCCAUUGCACGGGAGGCCAUACGAGCGGUGGGGCAGAUAGCAUUGCAGAGCUGUGAUGCCCCUCACCCCUCCUUCCUGCUUCUCUUUUCCCACCCCGCUCCUCCUUGCCCAGUGACGGAACUGACAGAGUAUGCAGCGGAUGUGGAUGUGUCCAUUGCACGCCAUAUGAGCGGUGGGGUAGAUAGCACUGCCGAGGCCUUCAGUUGGAGAGGCAUUGGUGUGUGUAGCGCGGCCCAUUCUCAUCCCUUGUCCUUCUCCCCCACCCGCCCGCCGCCAUCAGUGACGGAGUUGACAGAGUAUGCAGCGGACGUGGAUGUAUCGAUCGCACGUGAGGCGAUCAGGGCAGUGGGGCAGAUAGCGCUGCAGAGCUACGAUGUGAACGCGCCUCAAUCCUUCCCUUCGUUCCCUUCCCUCCCCCCCACACCCCGCCUCGUCCUCUCCUCCUUGCUCAUGACGGAGCUGACAGAGUAUGCAGCGGAUGUGGAUGUAUCGAUCGCACUGACGGAGCUGACAGAGUACGCUGCGGAUGUUGAUGUGUCCAUUGCACGAGAGGCCAUACGGGCAGUGGGGCAGAUAGCGCUGCAGAGCUACGAUGUGAACGGCAUUGUGGACCGGCUGCUGCAGUUCCUGGAGAUGGACACGGACUACGUCACUGCGGAGACGCUGGUGCGUGUGCGGUUGGGAGGGGUGGUGAUGGGCUUGUUGGGGUUUGUGGGGGGUCACGAUGGGGGUGGGAGUGUGCGUAUGGGGCAGCAGGUGAGAGGCAUUGUAAACCGGCUGCUGCAGUUCCUGGAGAUGGACACUGACUAUGUCACUGCGGAGACUCUGGUGCUGGUGCGCAAUCUGCUGCGCAAGUACCCCCAGUGGGCGCAGGAUUGCCUAGCCGUGGUGGGCUCUGUGCUGGUGCGCGAUCUCCUGCGCAAAUACCCCCAGUGGGCGCAGGACUGCAUAGCCGUGGUGGGCUCUGUGCUAGUGCGCGAUCUCCUGCGCAAGUACCCCCAGUGGGCGCUGGACUGCAUAGCCGUGGUGGGGUCUGUGAGCUCUCGCUCCGUCACCGACCCGCGGGCCAAGGCGGCGCUGGUGUGGAUGCUGGGCGAGUACGGGCAGCACAUGGGGGACGCUCCUUACACGCUUGAGGGUUUCGUCAACUCGUGGGAGGAGGAGACAAACGCCGAGGUGCGCCUGGAGCUGCUGACAGCCGUGGCAAAGCUCUUCUUCAAGCGUCCUCCCGAGUGCCAGAAGAUGCUGGGCGCUGUGCUCGCCCAUGGGCUCGCUGAGUCGCAGCAGGUGGGAUGCGGUGCUGGCAGGUGGAGUGGGGAUGCGGUGCUGGCAGGCGCUGAUUACUGCCUGCUGCUGAGAGCAGGUGUGGGGGUAGGUGGAUGGAGUGGGAGAGGUGGACUGGGUUGGUUGAUCAAUUCUCAAAAGCACCCUGACGUGCAUGAACGCGCGCUCCUGUACUACCGGUUGCUGCGAGUGGGAGUGGGCGUGGCAGAGCAGGUAAUCAACUAUGAGAGGGCACCCAAUGUUACCCCUCGAUCUGCCCUUCCCCUGUCACACCCACCUCAGGACGUGCAUGACAGGGCGCUGCUGUACUAUCGGCUGCUGCGGGCGGGAGUGGGCGUGGCAGAGCAGGUGAUCAACCCAGAGAAGCAGCCGGUGUCGGUGUUUGUGGACUCGCAAGGCAGUGAGACGCGCGACCGCAUCUUCGAUGAGUUCAACUCCCUCUCCGUUGUCUACCAAAAGGUGAGCGUGUGUGUGCUCAUGGGACUUGUCAAGGGCAGUGAGACGCGCGACCGCAUCUUCGAUGAGUUCAACUCCCUCUCUGUUGUUUACCAAAAGCCGGCAUACCUGUUUCUCGACAAGGAUCAGCGCAGUCUGCUCGAUGCCGAAUACACCUCCGUGGCCUCUGCCGCCGCCGCCGCUUCUGCUGCUGCCGCGGCGGCCACUGCUCCUGCCACUGCUGCAGCUGCCCCAUCUGCCCGUGCGUCACAGGGUGAAUCUGCUGCCUCGCUCCUCGAUGCCUCUGACAGGGAGCAUGCUGACUCGCCUCUCAUCUCCACUGCUGCUGUUCCCAACGGCCAUGCUGCUGCUGGUGCUGCUGGUAGUGCUGGUGCUGGUGGUUCUGCAGCAGCAGCGGCUCCUCUGCUGCCGUUGGAUCUUCUAUCCGAUGGACCCGCACAUCCUGCUGCUGCUGCUGCUCCUGCUGUCCCUCCUCCUGCAGCAGCAUUGGACCCCUUUGCAGAGCUAGCGAGCACACAAUCCGCCCAUUCAGAUACUCCCAGCGCAGCAGCAACAGCACCAUCAGCAGCUGCCAGCACAGCACCUGCAGCAUCAGCAGCUGCCAGCACAGCACCUGCAGCCGCCCCUGCAGGAGCCACAGGAGGAGGCACCACGGGGUUCGACUCCAUAGACAGCCUGCUGGGCCUGGCAGCGCCUUCCCAAGCGACAGGUGGCGGAGCGGGAUUGGAGGACAUGCUGUCAGGGGGGCAUGCACCUGUGCGGCCGGCGCUAGUGCUGAGUGCCAAGGCGUCCCUGGAUGCACCGUCCUUCCAGCGCACGUGGAGCCAGCUGCCUGUCGCCGCCACUCUCGAGGAGAAACUGCCUGGAACUUUCAUCACUGCACUGACAGCGCCAGCCCCUCUUUUAAGGCACAUGGCCCACAGGAACAUCCAAUGCAUGGCAUCAGGCGGCCAACGCCCUGCCUUCAGAUUCUUCUUCUACGCGCAAAAGGCCGAUGCAGCGCCAGGUGGCAUGUUUCUAGUGGAGCUGCAGGUGAACACAAGUGCUGCCACGGCAAGUGGCAAGGUGAAGGGGGCGGCAGGAGCAGCUGACGAGUUUGCUGCCUUGUUUCCCGCGCAGCCAUCCAGUGCAAGCCGCGCAUCUUGGCGCCACCUGAACCGGGCAUGGCGGAACGGCGGGGAGAAUGCUCACCUCGCGGCGCCCUCCCGCGGAAACUCCGGCAAAUUUUCAGCGCCAUCAGCCGUCUACAUCGUUCGCCUGAGAUCGGCUCCUCCCCUUUCCGAAUAUCGCGGCGGAAUCGCGGGCUACCCCGCGACGGCCACGUGGGACGACGGCAGCGACGAGGAGGACAGUGAUGCCGUGCCGCAGAUGAUUCUCCCCGCCGGAGAUUCCGCCGAAGCCGCAAGCGGCGAGUCCGUCGACCUGGACGACACUGACGGCGACCACCUCCUCCCCAAGUUGAACGCAACUGUGCCCGCGCCGCCCCCAAACGGCACAUCUGACGCCGCCGCUGCUACUCCCAGCGGUCGCGGCGGUAACGUUAAAGGUAACGGAGGUCGUAACGGCGGCGGCGGGUGCCCGCGACACCGGCUGAGUCUGAGCAUGGACCGCCCCCAGGUGGCGGCGUUUGCGGGGCUGCUGCAGCGGCAGCAGGCGCAGGUGGCAUCUGAGGCAGGCAUACCCGAGGACGGGCUGCUCUACAGCUACAAGCACACGUCCAACGGCUUCGCCGUGCGCCUCACGCCGCGCCAGCUGUGGCGGCUGCGGCGCCACCCCGCCGUGGCGUCCGUCCGCGCCAGCCGCGUGUUCCGCGCGCAGACGAGCGACUCGCCGCAGUUCCUGGGGCUGCCCGGGAAGGUGUGGCCGGCAGUGGGCGGGCAGAGCAAGGCGGGCGAGGGCACGGUGGUGGGGAUCGUGGACUCGGGUAUCUGGCCCGAACACCCUUCCUUCAGCGAUAAGGGCCUCUCCUCGCAGCUGCCCGUGGGGUGGAAGGGCAAGUGCGAGCAGUCGAGCUCGUUCCGGUGCAACAACAAGGUGAUCGGCGCCAGGGCCUUCUAUGCCGGCUUCCAGCAGGAGGCCGGCAGCCCCGUGUUGACCAAUGACUGGCUCACGCCGCGAGAUGCGGACGGCCAUGGCACGUGGUGCGCGGGGGUAGCUGCGGGGAACCCCGUGCAGGUGACGGGCGGCGGGCAGAUGAGCGGCAUGGCGCCAGCAGCGCGCAUUGCGGUGUACAAGGUAUUUUGGACGAGCCAGGAUGGGAAUUUGACUGCGGCAGAGUCAGAUAUCAUCGCAGCCGUCAAUCAGGGCGUGGCGGACGGUGUGGAUGUGUUGUCGCUGUCUCUGGGGGUCGUGGAUCCUGAGCAGAAUUAUUUCAACGAUCUCGCUUUCAUGCGAGCCAAUGCUGCCGGGGUGUUUGUCGCCUUUGCUGCUGGCAACGCGGGGCCUCCCGGUGGUGGUGAGUUGUACCGCACAAUUGACAACUUCUCGCCUUUCUACCUGACGGUUGGCGCCAGCAGCGUUGCCCGAGGUGGCGCGUCCCUCGCCUCCUCAACUGUCGGCGCCCAGUCGCUCGCUCCCGGUGCCACCAUCAGCAGCAACAGCACCGACGGCAGCACCAGCGGUAACUUCAAUGGCAACAGCACGGACGGCAGCAGCAGCACCGUUCUGACCGCCGACGGUGGGAUCACCUUCACCUCCUCCUCCUCCUCCGCCCCGGUGGUGUAUGACUUGUCUUCCUGCGGCCCCCUGCUGCCGCCCUCCGCCACGGCCCAGCCGCCCAAGCCAGGCAACGGCAUCCUGAAGCCUGACAUCAUCGGCCCGGGAGUGGACCUCAUAGGCGCUGCUCCCGGCAAGAAACCCGGCGAGCCAGGCGCUGUCGUGCGCGCGUCGGGUACUUCCAUGGCCACCCCACAUUUAGCGGGGCUAGCUGCGAUAAUCAUCCAGAAGCACCCCGAUUGGACCCCGGCGCAGGUGAUGUCAGCGCUGAUGACGACGGCGCGGGUGACAGACACGAGCAAUAGCCCGAUCAAGAGUGCGACGGGCGGAGAGGCCACCCCGUGGGAGAUGGGCGCAGGCCACGUGUUCCCCCCGGCCAUGCUCGACCCCGGGCUCACCUACGAUGCCCGCGACCGCGACUACCAGAACUUCCUGGCCGGGCAGGACCUCAACCGCGCCAAAAAGGAGUUCCCAGGGGUGGCGCUCUCGCCUCUGGCUGUUCGGAACCUCAACCUACCCAGCAUCACUCUGCCUCGCCUGCAGGGCUCCCUGCAGGUCACACGCACCGUCACCAACGUGGGGCAGUCCCGGUCCACAUACAGCAUAUCUGGGAAGGCGCCGCAGGGGGUGAAGCUGACUGUGUCUUCAAAGACCCUCACGCUGGCUCCCGGGGAGAAGGCCACCUACACGCUGACAGUCACGGUGGAUACCCCCAGUAAUGACUUCAAGUACGGGUUUAUAGUGUGGGCCGACGACCAGGGCCACAGCGUGCGGUCUCCCCUCGUGGUUCAGCCAAUCUCCCGCUGA
Messenger RNA from Closterium sp. Naga37s-1, 7386 nucleotides. Lineage: Eukaryota; Viridiplantae; Streptophyta; Zygnematophyceae; Desmidiales; Closteriaceae. The record is from the annotation of a GenBank genome assembly.